This is a messenger RNA of Cuscuta europaea, 1482 nucleotides long. The record is from the annotation of a GenBank genome assembly. NCBI's taxonomy places the organism in Eukaryota, Viridiplantae, Streptophyta, Magnoliopsida, Solanales, Convolvulaceae.
CGGUGAAGAUGGGUAAUUCCAGUUCAUCUGGAAUAGCUGGAAUUGGUGAUGUACAAAUAAAGACAAGUAGUGGGAGCACAAUCACUUUGAAGGAUGUCAGACAUGUUCCAGACCUUCGACUCAAUCUCCUAUCAAUGGUAUGUCUUGAUGAACAGGGGUAUGAAAACCACUUUAGCAGGGGCACAUGGAAAAUGUCAAAGGGCGUUUUGACAAUCGCUCGAGGACAUGUUUGUGGCACAUUGUACAAAACCCAUUUGAGGAUUUGUACGGAUAGCCUCAACAUUGCUGAGGAGGCUUCUCAGGAUCUGUGGCACUUGAGACUCAGUCACAUCGGUGAGAAAGGGUUGACUACCUUGAUGAAGAAGAACCUUAUCAACAUUGAUAAGAAUGUUACACUGGGUCCUUGCAGUCAUUAUCUAUUUGGUAAGCAACAUAGAGUAUCAUUUAGUUCUACUUCAACUAAAAGAUCGGAGUUGUUAAGUUUGGUACACUCCGAUGUAUGUGGUCCUUUGGAGGUGGAAUCACUCGGUGGAAGCAGAUAUUUUCUGACUUUUAUCGAUGAUGCUUCUCGGAAAGUGUGGGUGUAUUUCCUUAUAACAAAAGAUCAGGUGUUCGAGUGUUUCAAGAUAUUACACGUCUUGGUGGAACGUGAAACAGGAAAGAAGUUGAAAUGUCUUCGAUCUGAUAAUGGAGGCGAGUAUACUUCCAAAGUAUUUGAUGCAUAUUGUAGAACAUAUGGCAUUCGACAUGAGAAGUCAUUACCACGCACCCCUCAGCACAAUGGCGUUGCUGAAAGAAUGAAUCGGACUAUCAUGGAGCGAGCCCGGAGCAUGCUGAAUAUGGUUAAACUUCCAAAGUCAUUUUGGGGAGAAGCAGUCAACACCGCAUGCUAUCUUAUCAACCGAUCACCUCCAGUACCGCUAAACUUUGAAGUUCCAUAGAGGCUAUGGACAGGUAAGGAUCCUACAUACUCACAUCUUAGAGUAUUUGGUUGUUCAUCAUAUGCACAUGUAUCCAAAGAGCUCAGGCAGAAGCUUGAUGCAAGAACUAUACAGUGCAUUUUCGUUGGCUAUGGAAAUGAAGAGUUUGGAUACAAGUUAUGGGAUCCUAAGGAGAAAAAAGUAUUCAGAAGCAGAACGUUGUGUUCCACGAAGAUUUGACAAUAGAAGACAUUGAAAAACCCACAAUGUCUCGGAAGUCAAAUGAGGCUGCUCAAGUUACAAAUGAAGCACCUGAACUAUUCUUGAGAAACAAUGACGAAGUGCAUGAAAAUAGCUCAGAAGUAGAAGAGGAUGAGGAGACAGAGGAGAGUGCAGAGCAAGGGGAGUCACAACCCAGCUCGCCAGGCACAAAUGAUGAUAAGUGACUCCUGGCGGUGUGAAGAAGAUGUGGUAAGCUGGGAAGUCUUCGAGUUCUGGACCAUACAGUCUUGGCUUUGUCAGAUUUGUCUUUUUCAGGCCAUGAACAUUUGAUAGAUGUCGU